CACAUGACUAUUGGUGACCGGUAAAUUUAGACCCCUCCAGUUUCGGUGGAAAACGAGAGGGAUCUCGUAUAGGCCUUUAUCAUUAUGUUAGAAGAAUGGCGAAUACUUAGAUGUAUUUUUGUGGUUGUCAUCGUCCAGCAGUGUCGGGGCGAUACCACAUCUAAUCUAAGGCUUGUUAAUUUGGUAUAUCGCCAUGGUGACCGGUCUCCAAUUGAUGUGUACAAAGGAGAUCCCAAUGGAAAAGAUCAAUGGCCCAACGGAAUGGGAUGGCUUUCCAAGAUUGGUAUGAAUCAGCAUUAUGAACUUGGUCAGUGGUUAAGGAACAGAUACAAUGGUUUCCUGAGCAGUGAUUAUAUCCACACAGAGAUAUUGGUGACAAGUUCUGAUGAGGACCGCUGUCUAAUGAGUGCAGAGUGCAACCUGGCUGGCUUGUAUCCUCCUGCUAGUGAUCAGAUGUGGAAUAACAACAUCACCUGGCAACCGAUCCCCAUCCACACAAAACCGAAAUAUGAGGAUAAUCGUAUAAAUAUGGGAGAGGAUUGCCCAUCUUACACGGAGCAGUACGACGCAGACAUGAGGUCACCUCCUAUUGCUGCCAUUGACAAGGCAAACCAGGAUUUUUACAAGUUCCUGUACAAUAAGACAGGAUGGGGACCUCAGAAUGUCACCACCCUGUGGAAGAUAGCGGACCUUUUUCUCUGUGAGAAAGCCCAUGGACUGAAUUUGACAACAUGGGCAUCAGAAGUAUGGAAGAAUGAGAAUAUUACAGUGUACGAAAAGCUGCAUUAUCUUGACGACAUUGCCUUCAGAUUACUGUUUAGUGGGCCGAAGAGUAGAUUAAAGGGAGGUCCUCUGCUUAAAGAAAUCAUUGAAAAUAUGAAUCGUCGUUUGAAGGGCGAGGCACUUCCCAAACUGUAUAUGCACUCCGGGCAUGAUACUACUGUAGCGGCCCUGUUAACAGCUCUCGGACUGUUUGAUCAUGGCAGGAGUCCUCCUUAUGCUGCAAUGGUAGCCGUGGAACUGAGGGAAAUCAUCACCUCUCGCCCUCAUAAAUACUUUGUGAAUGUCUUUUACAAAAAUAACACAGAAACAGCCUACAAACUAGCCAUUCCAGGUUGUAAGAUAGACUGUCCAUAUGACACAUUUCUCAAUUUAACAAAGAAUAAGAUUCCGACCGAUUGGGAGAAGGAAUGUGGGUUGACAGAUAACUCUGGAGACAAGAAGAAAGGCAUCUUUACCAUUUCAACUAUAAUGUCCAUCGUCCUUGGCGGCCUUCUCCUGGUCACUCUCAUAGUUUUGGUGGUCACAUGUCUACGGGCGCGGAGAGGGAAUGACGGAUUCAGAAAAUUUUUAGCAAACAACGUGUGAUUCUGUGUAUUACAUAAUGUAUCAUUGUUUUUUCUUGAAACAUCAAAGAAAUGUUGUAUUUUACCAUGAUCUUGCUCAAAUAUUUUUACCUGUAUGGGUUUCAUGCAGAACAGAUUUUUUGAAAAAUGUUUUUGCUGUCAUUUUUCAUUAUAAGUCAUGUAUUAGUGUGAUUUAUGAUCAAGAAUUGUAAAAUGCAUGUACCAUUCUGAAAAAAAAAACUUUCUGAAGAAAAUGUUGGCUCGCAACAGACUUGGGCAUUUUUCGUUUCUGGCAGCAGUAUAUUGUCAGUGUAAAAACUUUGUUAAAGUCAAAAUUAUCACAAGUGCCUAAGUUUACAUAAUUGGACCUUGAGUAUACUUAUAUCUUUCACAUUUGAAUUUCAACAAAAAUUGUUUGCUUAUUGCACGUUGUUGAUAGAUUAGGCCAUAUUAAAGCUUCUGUUAGGUCUAUUUGAUGCAAGUUGACUUAUUCUAAAUAAUGUCGAAGCAGAGACCCACAAUAUAUAUAUAUAAUAACGUAUAACUCUUGUUUAAGGUUAACACACUUGAGUAAUUGCCAAUAAAUAAAUGUGAAAUUUACAAAAAACAAAAGAAAAAUGAUAAACUGAGCUAUUUUUUCAGUGGAUUGCUAUCUACUUACUGUGAUAAAGCCAUUGAAUGAAUGUAUGAAUGCAAAUCUUCCUUAUGCUUUCAAGAAUGCUGAUUGUCAAAACUCCAUCCCAUGGUGCUCUUUUUGUAUGCUAUCAUAAGCUCAAAUUUAAACAUUCCAUUAAUCUAUUUCCAGUUUGGUUAUUCUGUUUUGUUUAUGUCUGUUUUGUAAUCAUAUUCCUGUAUUGAUAUAUAUCUAAGACGCGGGUAAGAAUGGAGUGCAGAUUUACAUCAUUGAUUCAAUAUACAGUUUUAAGAUAUAUAUUGUUGAAAAAUUCUUUUUGUAUUGCCCUAGUCUCUUUUGAAAAUCAGGAUUUAUGUUUACAGUUGAAAAUGAUUUUUUUAUCGCUGUCUAUGUCACUUUUGAAAAUCGAGGAUUUGUAAACUAAUCUGUAAUGGAACAAGGAAAAAUAUAACUUAAAUUUCCACUGUACAGGUACCUCCUUAAACUGCCCUUCAUCAAUGUACAUGUAACAUACACACUGUAAAUUGUUCAUACAUUGUAGAAUACACCCUGAAACUGUUCAUACAUUGUAGCAUACACCCUAAAACUGUUCAUACAUUGCAGCAUACACACUGAAAUUGUUCAUACAUGGUAAUAUGCUCCCUUAAACUGUUCAUUCAUUGUAGCAUACACCCUAAAACUGUUCAUUCAUUGUAGCAUACACCCUAAAACUGUUCAUAGAUUGGAGAAUACACCCUGAAACUGUUCAUACAUUGUAGCAUACACCCUAAAACUGUUCAUACAUUGUAGCAUACACCCUGAACUGUUCAUACAUUGUAGAAUACACCCGAAACUGUUCAUAAAUUGUAAUAUUCACCCCGAAACUGUUCAUUCAUUGUAGAAUACACCCUGAAACUGUUCAUACAUUGUAGCAUACACCCUGAAACUGAUCAUACAUUGUAGAAUAAACCCUGGAACUGUUCAUACAUUGUAACAUUCACCCUGAAACAGUUAAUUCAUUGUAGAAUACACCCUGAAACUGUACAUACAUUGUAGAAUACACCCUAAAACUGUACAUACAUUGUAGAAUACACCGUGAAACUGUACAUACAUUGUAGAAUACACCGUGAAUCUGUUCAUACAUUGUAGAAUUAACCCUGGAACUGUUCUUACAUUGUAACAUUCACCCUGAAACUGUUAAUUCAUUGUAGAAUACACCCUAAAACUGUACAUACAUUUUAGAAUACACCCUAAAACUGUACAUACAUUGCAACAUACACCAUGGAA
Pecten maximus is the source of this 3246-nucleotide messenger RNA. Its product is annotated as lysosomal acid phosphatase-like. Gene Ontology annotation, biological process: dephosphorylation. The transcript is spliced from 11 exons. The record is from RefSeq and is a predicted model, not a curated record. Gene Ontology annotation, molecular function: phosphatase activity. NCBI's taxonomy places the organism in Eukaryota, Metazoa, Mollusca, Bivalvia, Pectinida, Pectinidae. Bases 85 to 1368 code for a protein of 427 amino acids.